Molecule: messenger RNA, 465 nt
Organism: Closterium sp. Naga37s-1
Lineage: Eukaryota; Viridiplantae; Streptophyta; Zygnematophyceae; Desmidiales; Closteriaceae
Source: the annotation of a GenBank genome assembly
AUGGCCCCUCCGAUUCCCGCUGCCGAGUCUCCCCUCCGUCGCCACCGUGCGCCUACCAUUCUCUCACCGGCACUACUCCCAGUAACACUAACAGUAAUAGCGCCAUUCGCGCCCCUCAUCCCAUUGGCCCGCUUCGUCCCCUUCGUCCCGCUCGUUCCGCUCGUCUCCCGCGCCUCCCUCGUACCGCGCGCGCCGCGCGUGCCACGUGCGCCACUCGUGCCGACUUCAUCCGUACUGCCACUUCUCGUGCUUCUACCGGCGCUGGUAUUGCUCGGCCGUCUCCCCGCUGCCGCCUCUAGUCGUAGCUCGUCCGAAUCUCCCUCCGAAGCACCAGCAGCAGUAGCGCAGCCGGCGGUGCGCGGCCGCCGCCUCGCAGCGGACGAGCCGCAGGAGUUCGCCACGUCUGUCGGCCAAGUUCUAUCAGGUGGGUCCCUCAUCUGCUGGUGGGGGACAGACUGGCUCUGA